CUUCUGGCAAAAGUCCGGACAGUCCCAGCCGGUAGAUCCGCGUAUCGUCGCACAGCUGAACCUCCUCCGGAGAAGGUCUCUCUGUAGUUGCCGGUUAGCGUCAUGUCGGGCGUUGUGGAUACUAAAUUGUACGACAUCCUCGGAGUUUCGCCGUCUGCGUCUGAAAAUGAACUUAAAAAGGCCUACCGCAAAUUGGCCAAAGAGUACCACCCUGACAAGAACCCUGAAGCUGGAGACAAGUUUAAAGAGAUAAGUUUUGCAUAUGAGGUAUUGACAAACCCAGAAAAAAAGGAGCUUUAUGACCGCUAUGGAGAGCAAGGCUUACGGGAGGGAGGAGGAGGAGGACCUGGCAUGGAGGAUAUCUUCUCUCACAUUUUUGGUGGAGGACUGUUUGGGUUCAUGGGGGGACAAGGAAGAGGACGCAAUGGAGGCAGGAGGAGAGGAGAUGAUAUGGUACACCCGCUGAAGGUUUCUCUUGAAGACUUGUACAAUGGUAAAACCACAAAACUGCAGCUCAGUAAGAAUGUGCUGUGUAGUGCCUGUAAUGGUCAGGGUGGUAAGGCAGGAGCUGUGCAGAAGUGUGUAGCAUGCAGAGGACGGGGCAUGAGAAUCAUGAUUAGACAGCUGGCCCCAGGAAUGGUUCAGCAGAUGCAGUCAGUCUGCACAGAUUGCAAUGGGGAGGGUGAAGUGAUAAAUGAAAAGGACCGCUGCAGAAAGUGUGAGGGUCAUAAAGUCUGUAAGGAGACUAAGGUUCUUGAAGUUCACGUGGACAAAGGCAUGAGACAUGGACAGAAGAUCACAUUCACUGGAGAAGCUGACCAAGCACCAGGCAUGGAACCAGGAGAUAUAGUUCUGGUGCUGCAAGAGAAAGAACAUGAGGAUUUCCGCCGUGAUGGCAGCGAUCUUCACAUGGUUCAUCGUAUCGGCCUGGUUGAGGCUCUGUGCGGCUUCCAGUUCACAGUCACACACCUCGACGGACGUCAGUUGCUUGUUAAAUACCCACCUGGAAAGGUCAUUGAGCCAGGUGUGAAUGAUAAGCCCCUUUUCAGACAUUCAGACAGAGAUAACAUUCAUUAA
Messenger RNA from Pundamilia nyererei, 1077 nucleotides. It is a transcript of the gene dnaja2b, whose product is annotated as DnaJ heat shock protein family (Hsp40) member A2b. Lineage: Eukaryota; Metazoa; Chordata; Actinopteri; Cichliformes; Cichlidae. Gene Ontology annotation, molecular function: Hsp70 protein binding. The record is from RefSeq and is a predicted model, not a curated record. Gene Ontology annotation, biological process: protein folding. The transcript is spliced from 8 exons. Bases 103 to 1077 code for a protein of 324 amino acids.